Toxorhynchites rutilus septentrionalis is the source of this 1394-nucleotide messenger RNA. It is a transcript of the gene Stoml2, whose product is annotated as stomatin-like protein 2, mitochondrial. Gene Ontology annotation, cellular component: membrane. Lineage: Eukaryota; Metazoa; Arthropoda; Insecta; Diptera; Culicidae. The coding region runs from base 118 to 1224 and encodes 368 amino acids. The record is from RefSeq and is a predicted model, not a curated record. The transcript is spliced from 3 exons.
UGCAUUUCACACGCGUAUCUUUUAGCAGUGAUCUGCAGUGACAAGCUAGAGGCGGCAGCGGUUUACACAAUAUUUUCAGAUUUUACAGGAUCAUUUGAAUGAAAUAAAAUUGUAACUAUGAUCCGUGCAACGACUCGAUUAGCUCGCGCACCAUUGAGGGGGAUUGCCGGGGUUACGGCUGCCGGUGAUAUUUCAUCAGGUUUAUUGAACCGAAAGUUUGACAAUGUGUUACUGCAAGCAACUCAUGUGCGGUAUAAGUCCACUCCUAUCAAUACAGUCAUUAUGUUUGUACCACAACAAGAGGCGUGGAUCGUCGAGCGAAUGGGAAAGUUCCAUCGAAUACUGGAACCCGGUUUGAACGUUCUGCUUCCCAUUGUAGAUCGAGUUAAAUACGUACAAAGCCUUAAGGAAAUUGCCAUAGAUGUUCCGAAGCAGUCCGCUAUUACCUCAGACAACGUCACACUUAGCAUCGAUGGUGUUUUAUAUCUGCGAAUCCUCAACCCUUAUCAUGCCUCCUAUGGCGUCGAGGAUCCAGAAUUUGCCAUUACUCAAUUGGCUCAGACAACCAUGAGAUCUGAACUGGGCAAGAUUUCGUUAGAUAAAGUUUUCCGAGAGCGAGAGUCCCUCAACAUUAGCAUAGUUGAUUCCAUCAACAAGGCGUCCGAGGCGUGGGGUAUCUCGUGUCUUCGAUAUGAAAUACGUGACAUAAAAUUACCGAGUCGUGUUCACGAGGCUAUGCAAAUGCAAGUUGAAGCGGAGCGACGAAAACGGGCAGCUAUUCUGGAAUCCGAAGGUGUUCGCACUGCUGAAAUUAACGUUGCCGAAGGAAAGAGACAGUCUCGAAUUUUGGCCUCCGAGGCCCAAAAGCAAGAAGAAAUAAAUCGAGCCAAUGGUGAAGCUGCUGCGGUUUUAGCAGUGGCUGAUGCUCGUGCCAAGGGACUAAAGAUGGUGGCGGAAUCCCUGCUUUCGAAACACGGUCGUGAUGCUGCUUCCUUGACCGUGGCUGAGAAAUAUGUACAUGCAUUUGAGAAUCUAGCGAAGAAAAAUAACACAUUGAUCGUUCCAUCAAACGCUUCCGAUGUGUCCUCAAUGGUAGCCCAAGCUUUGCAGAUAUAUGGCAAUCUCUCGAUAAAUAAUAAAGAGGUACAUCGCAAAAAGCCUAUAGAGGAUAUAUCGCAAGAAACACUCGACCGAAGGCAAGUCAACAAGGACGAAACUUUUUGAGCAAUAUUAUUAAGUGUAUGUAAGAAUGGAUCGUCAAACGAUAAUUUCAAACUGAAAAAAUACAUUCUGAGCAAGAUCGAUCCAUGCGUGAUCUAGUUCUCUCAUGUUGAACAAAGAAACAUUUAUUUUGUUUAAUUUUAAAACUGGAUGAUUAAAUAGAUAUUUCUGAA